AUGGCCUCCGAGAAGCAGAUGAAGGACCCGCUUCGUGUGGGCGUCGCCAUCCGCGCCCAGCUCGAGAAAGAAAUCCCGCAGGACUUGCCUCUCGAGAAAGACUUCCGUGAAGGCUCCGAGUACACCAUCACUGACAACGUCAACGAAUUACACCAUAGCUUGGUGAAGGACCCCCGCACACUGCAGCUCAUCACCGGCCUCGUCAACCACCUCCACACCUUCGCCCGGCAGACACUACUCACCCAUGACGAGUGGACCAAGGUCGUCGAGUUCCUCACGCGCGUCGGCAAGGAGAGCACGGACUACAAGAACGAGUUCAUCCUCCUCAGCGACAUCCUCGGCUUCAGCGCGCUCAUCGACGAGCUGAACCACCCCAAGCCACCGACUUGCACUGACAGCUGCGAGCCGGGGCCUUUUUACUACCCUGGUGCUCCCGAGUUCCCGUCUGGCUGCUCGCUGGCGAAGGCCGGCACGACGGGCGAACCGAUGUACUUCUCCGCCACGAUCAAGAAUACCCGGGGACAGCCCAUCAAGGGUGCCAAGGUGGACGUGUGGCAAGCCGACGGAGACGGUAUCUACGAUGUCCAAUAUCCUGAUAGCAAGGAAGUCAACGACCGCGGCAAAAUUCUAGCUAAAGACGACGGGACAGUGUCCUACCGUGGCAUCCUCCCCACCGCGUACCCCAUUCCAAGUGAUGGGCCCGGCGGCGACCUCCUGCGUGCGCUCGGCCGGCAUCCUCACCGUGCUUCGCACAUUCACUUCAUGCUGACCGCUCCUGGGUACGACGAUCUUACAACCGCGCUGUAUCCCUCCCACUCGCCGUUCCUGGGCACGGACCCUGUCUUCGCGACCAAGAAAUCUCUCAUCUGCCCUGUGUACGAGGAACGCGAUCCGAAGAAGUGGAAGGAGAUGGGUUUCAGGGAUGGCGAGGUUACGGAUGGUAGAGUCUGGGUGUGGACGUUCGGCUUUGUGCUUGCGACCAAGGAGGAGGUCGAGCAGUGUCAGCGGAAACGCAUCGGCGCGAAGCUCUGAGUCGACACGCACGCAUCCUUCUGUCACGUUUGUCUCGCUGGGCUACCGUUAUUGCAGUAUUAUGACUUGCCGGGGGACCAGUCUCGGCCGCUAAAUGCUGCAACAUACCGCGUGCCUGUUCUCGUGAGAUCACCUCUGAAUGAGCAGCUAACGUUCAGUAAGGCAAGUUGAGUCUAGAAACCCAUGAUGCCGCAU
Molecule: messenger RNA, 1227 nt
Organism: Rhodofomes roseus
Lineage: Eukaryota; Fungi; Basidiomycota; Agaricomycetes; Polyporales; Fomitopsidaceae
Product: aromatic compound dioxygenase
Exons: 7
Coding region: 1-1032 (343 amino acids)
Biological process (GO): catechol-containing compound metabolic process
Molecular function (GO): ferric iron binding; catechol 1,2-dioxygenase activity
Source: RefSeq, a predicted model, not a curated record